GCCCAUCGAUCAUUUCGGAAUAUUCCGAUAAUGGACUGACUCGAUUCACCCACGUACCGCUGUUAACCAUCCGAGAUAAACAUUCAUAUUUUCUUCCAUUUAAAUCUUCUCAUUUUAUAACGAUUAACAAUUGGUUAGGGUGGGUUAGGAAUUGGUUACAACGGGUUAGGAUGGGUUACCAAUAAGUUACCAUAGAUUAGAACAAGUUACCACGGGUUAGGUUGUUACCCGUCCGUUCAGAUAUAGGAUGUUGGUACCCAGGGGGAUCGACGGCGGACAUCGUUUGGCAGCGAAACUUCCUUUUCCGUUUUCUCCUACGCUGCGUAGUUUCCGAGUUACGCGCCUCCAAAGAACCGACCAAUCGGAGCGCAGCAUUUUCAUUUCCGUUGUAUCUCCGGAACCACGGGUCGUAGAUAAAAAACGGUAAAGGAAGUUUCGCCGCGGAAUCCAGUCCCCUAUCCAUCGCGGCAAUCGCGAACGACCCCUACCUGAACCGAACCUACCUUAAAAAUUUGUGUCGAGCCAUUUCACAUGAAUGGUCUCGCAUUUUCACCACCAACCUUUCCGUAAUACCGUCGACUACUCAUUUUUCACAUUUUCGAUCAAUUUUCUUUACGUAAUGGACUCCCUGGUAUCGGCCGAGAUGUCAAGUUCCCGAAUGGACAUGGUAACGUUCGUCCGCGCGAAACAUCAACAAACUGGGUGAAAAAAGUGCUGAUACUUAAGACUUAAUCAAGUGACCGUUGCCGAGGAAAUGAAAACGUAUUUUGACGAAAAGUCGUUUGCGAAAAUUGAUUGCUCUGCCGAGGAAGCUCGUACGGUACCUCUGUAGCACUGGAGUCGUAUCUAAAGAGAUGGAUAUCGAUGAGGUGCACAGCAUCGACCCUUUUAAAUGGAGUGCGAGAGAUCGUUAAUGCACGAGCGAUCUUGAAUAACAACUGUGGGAAUGGGCAACUGUUUACGCAAGGCAUCGUUGGAUGAUCUUGAAACGUGCGAAGGCCGUAAUCGUGCGGAUUCACGGAACAGAAUCUUAUCGAAUCGGAGUGAAAAUGCCAGUGCUACCGAUGACUCGUCGAAUCCAUGUUUCAGAUUCCCAACGACUGAUGAUAUCGAUAAGCUUGUCCUUGACUUCCUUGCAGUCAUCAGAUCGCUCGUCGACAAUUCACAGGAGCCACCUCCUGCCAUGUUGACGUUGCGUGCCAUUGCCGAUAAGGAAGAUGGUUGGAUUCGAAUGGUUAGCUCCAUGGUCAAUGUAGUACCGAUGGAUAGCCCAAUGGGUCCUUCCGUUAUAACUCUGCUGUUAUACGACUGCCCUUUACCCUCGAAAGACACGGUGUUAAAACUAUCGCACAUGUUUCAAUCGUCCCAAAAAGUGGGCAAUGUUCAAACUAGUGCGAGCCAACAGCGCAACAUUUGUGUAGUUAUGGGCUGUAUUGCGGAGAAGAUGGCAGGCCCUAACAGCAUAGCGAUAUUAUCUGAUACCACCUUGGACUAUCUCGUGUCGAAUCUUAGAGACGACACCGAUCCGUACGUGGCGCUACAUUCUCUGAUAGCUCUAGAAAAGUUCGCCCAAACAAGUGAGAAUAAAGUAAUGAUUAAGAAGCGUCUGAUGGCGGCGAAGCAACAUCCGUUGCUAGAACUGGAAAAAUGGGCUACCGAGGCUCAUUACGUACGUCGACAAGUUGGCUUUUGUGCCCGGUGGUGUUUAGAUAAUUUAUUUUUAACGGAAGGCAGAAAGUAUUCCCAUGACACGGUCGAUAUGACUGGUAUUCAUGUGAUGUUAAAUACGAAGGACGUAAGCGAGUACCUGAAAAUUUCGCCGAAUGGUUUGGAGGCUCGCAGUGACGUGUAUUCAUUCGAAAGUGUGCGAUGUACUUUUCAAGUAAAUUCUGGAACGUGGUACUACGAGACCCUGCUAAUUACCUCAGGAGUUAUGCAAAUCGGGUGGGCCACAAAGGACAGUAUGUUCCUAAAUCAUGAGGGAUACGGUAUAGGCGAUGACGAAUAUUCCUUAGCCUGUGAUGGCUGCCGAGGCCUGAUAUGGCACAAUGCAAGGAGCGAACACUACGUGGGAAGUCCUUGUUGGAAACCUGGUGAUAUUCUUGGAUGCCUUCUAGACCUAGAGAGGCGCGAGAUAAUUUUCUACAUAAACGGGUUCCCCCUGAAGCCUUGGUUCCCAACGUCCUACGUAGCAAGGACUGGGUUCUUCGCAGCGGCAAGUUUUAUGGCGUUCCAGCAAUGCCUGUUCAAUUUCGGCAACGCGCCUUUCAAGUAUCCUCCCACGGACAGGGAAUACCAAGCAUUUAAUGAUCACGCCACAUUGAACCCGGAGGAUAGAGUUGUGCUUCCAAGACACAUUUACCUGGACCAGUUGAGAAAGCUCAGUGUCAGAGAGGAUUCCUGCACCCUGUGCUUCGACCAGAAGGCCUCCGUAAGGUUGUUGCCCUGCGAGCACCGAGGAUUUUGCCAAACGUGUUCGAAGCAACUGGCCGAGUGCCCGAUGUGUAGAGCUACGAUCGCGGAAGUGGCGGAAGUAGAUCACACAUGACACUCGUGGAAAAAAGUAGCAUCCGUCAGUAUACACCUAUCGGUUGUACUUUCCGUCGUCCGCGGAAGGUGUUACAAGAUAAUCAUUAACGUAACGGUUAACCGUCUAGGAUAUAUGCGCACCGUGCGGUCUAUUAAUUUCUUCUUCAUCAAUUGCAAUACAGUAUUUCCGCGGGGAGAAAAGGACUGUGAUCAAAGCUAGAUCGUGGCUCUGCUUAGCGAAGCCGUCACCAGUGGACUUUUCCUUUUUUAAUCGACUUACUCGGUAGACCUUUUAAAUCAACGUUGUUGCAUUUACAAUUUUUCCUUUUUAUAUUUUGUAUAAACUGAUUUUUCCCCGUACUCGCCGCCCUCCCCCCUUGGACUUGGUUGUCUGCGCGAGGAAGCGUAAGCAAUGUACAAACUGGAGUCGUCGUGCGGUACCAGAGAGUGAGGAUUGCAUUGUACUUUUCUGUUCCACGUUAUUAACGAUUUUUUAAAUAUACAGCGAGAACCGGUACGAGUCUACGCUAGAAUUCCCAUGCUAGAGAUACUACGUCUAAUUAACUGGGAUAUAAUGUAGCAUAAAUAUUUAAAUAUGUAUAUGUCUACAAAGAAACUAUUAAGUUUAAAUAACUCGAAUAUAUAUUAUAUUCUUGGGAGGAUAUAAAGAUAAACGUUCUAAU
Orussus abietinus is the source of this 3212-nucleotide messenger RNA. RefSeq names its product RING finger and SPRY domain-containing protein 1. Gene Ontology annotation, cellular component: cytoplasm. Bases 947 to 2548 code for a protein of 533 amino acids. Gene Ontology annotation, molecular function: ubiquitin-protein transferase activity; protein binding. The transcript has 11 exons. The record is from RefSeq and is a predicted model, not a curated record. Lineage: Eukaryota; Metazoa; Arthropoda; Insecta; Hymenoptera; Orussidae.